CAACUAUCUACAACAGGGACGACAGUGAUGACGAAGAAGAGGCGCACUGGCGGUGGAGGAGGUGGCGGUGCAGAAGGGGGCAUGGUCAAGGUGGGAGGCCUGGGAUCACGCAAGCCAAGGAGUGGCAAGAAGAGGUCGCUGCAGACCCGGUCCAAGACAACGUGGCUGCUGAUGGCUGGCGGCUCUUGCCUGGCAGUGUUUGUGAUGUUCCUCUUCUACCAGCACCUGGCCACAAGCUCUGAUCGCGACGUAUCCACGGCCUCUGGCAAGGCGUGGACACUAAGUGACGAGCAGCUCAUUGCGUUGUCAAAGGACACAUCCAUGCGGUACUUCAAGAACGAGCUCCUGGAACCGCUCAUGGUCGUGCGUCCCGUGGGAUCAGAGAACCACAAGAAAGCAAGACAACACAUCCGCACGACGCUGGAGUCGCUUGGAUGGCACGUGGAAACAGACACGUUCACAGACUCCACCCCACUCGGCCGCAAGACCUUCCACAAUAUCAUUGCGACAUGGGAUCCGAGCGCCCGCCAACGCGUCAUCUUCGCUGCGCACUACGAGAGCAAGCUCUUCCUCAAGGGGCCGCACAAGAAUUUCAUCGGCGCAAUCGAUUCGGCCGUUCCGUGUGCGAUAUUGCUCGAUCUUGCACGAUCCCUCACGCCACUGCUGCGCACACGCACGCGCGCCCUCGGCACCACCCCUCAACUCGUCUUCUUUGACGGCGAAGAGGCAUUUGAGAACUGGACGGCCAAGGACUCCAUCUACGGUGCGCGCCACCUCGCCAGCAAGUGGGCGGCGACGCGCGUGCAUGCAGGCAAAGGCCGCCGCUCCCCGACCAUGCUCGAGUCGAUCGAGUGUCUUGUUCUCCUCGACCUCCUUGGCGCAAAGAACCCCACCAUCCACAGCGCCUUCCCCAAUACGCACUUCCUGCACCGGCGAAUGGCCACGAUGGAGCAGCGCCUGGUGUCGCUCGACCUCAUCACACGACAGCCAAGCUCCUUCUUCAACACCAACUACGCUGGACGGGCGCCAGCGGUGGAGGACGACCACAUUCCGUUUGUUCGUCGCGGCGUCCCUGUCCUGCAUCUCAUCACGGUGCCCUUCCCGCGCGAGUGGCACACGGCGGGCGAUGAUGCAACCAUCCUUGACGAUGACGUCAUGCUCAACUGGAUCCUCAUUGUGCGCGCGUUUGCUGCGGAAUACCUCCACCUCGACCCGACACGCGCCUGAUGAGAGACGGCAGCGCUCGUGGAGAGGAGCCCGAGGGAAGGAGCGAGGGUGGGGGGGGGGAGUUGAAGGCCCGGUAAUGACUGUACUGGAUGUGUAUGUGUGGGGGGGG
Molecule: messenger RNA, 1336 nt
Organism: Salpingoeca rosetta
Lineage: Eukaryota; Choanoflagellata; Craspedida; Salpingoecidae
Exons: 9
Coding region: 28-1227 (399 amino acids)
Molecular function (GO): glutaminyl-peptide cyclotransferase activity; zinc ion binding
Source: RefSeq, a predicted model, not a curated record